Molecule: messenger RNA, 1634 nt
Organism: Danio aesculapii
Lineage: Eukaryota; Metazoa; Chordata; Actinopteri; Cypriniformes; Danionidae
Gene: asb10
Product: ankyrin repeat and SOCS box containing 10
Exons: 5
Coding region: 112-1485 (457 amino acids)
Biological process (GO): intracellular signal transduction; neuronal action potential; negative regulation of delayed rectifier potassium channel activity
Cellular component (GO): membrane; synapse; axon initial segment
Molecular function (GO): transmembrane transporter binding
Source: RefSeq, a predicted model, not a curated record
GCCUCCAAGCACAGAAGCAGAAGGCCAGCUCAAAGAUCCCAGGACUUUUAGUAUCUACUCCGAAAGAAGCUAGUGUGUAUAUUAGCUAAACGUAUAUCUAGGAGGACUCUGAUGUAUAACUCAAACUCCCUGCGCUCUUUAGAGCAGGAAAGGCACCAGAUGAGACUGGCUGCCCCGGUACUUAGUGGAUACCUGCUGAGGAAAGAUGUCCGGGACAGAGGGACGCCUUCCAGGCAGACCACUGGAAACCCUGUGAUGGUGUGCCGGGAUCCUGUGGUUCAAAAUGCCCUGUACACUGGAAACAUAGAGGCUGUGAAAGAGGUCUUCUCCAGAGGCUAUCCUUCAGACCUGAUCAUUCAGUCUCAGGGAGGAGACAUGCGCUGGGCUGCAAAUGGAAAAGUGAGAGGACUGUGGUCUCUGACAUAUGAGCAGGAGUUGACCACACCGCUACACAUCACCGCGGGCCGAGGCUUCAGCGAGUGUCUCCGGCAUCUCCUCCUGCGGGGCGCUCGAGUGGACCUGACACCUGGAGGAACCACUGCUCUUCACGAGGCCUGCGAGGAGUGCCAGCCCGACUGCGCCAAGCUCCUGCUGCAGUACGGUGCAAAUGCCAACUCCACCAAUGAGGACGGGCAGAUGCCACUGCACGUGUGCACUGAGCUGGAUUCCCUCGAAUGUGCCAAACAUCUCCUCGCAUUUGGCGCUUUAAUAAACGGGCAAAGCUUGGAUGAAAACGACACUCCGCUUCAUGUGGCGGCGCGUCACGGCCUUCCUGACCAUGUGGAGCUUUAUUUGCGCCACGGAGCUGCAUUAAACCUACAAAACGAUGACGGAAACACGCCACUGAAUGCCGCGUGCUCUCAACCACAGGACUGCGCAUCUCUAGAGCGCUACAGCCGCAUCUGCCGCAUGCUGGUGUCUGCUGGAGCCGACAUACAGAUCAGUGACGCAGACAAGCAGAUGCCAUUGCACAUGGCCUGCAAGAACGCCAACCCUGAUGUGGUGGAUCUGCUGCUGGAGAAUAAUGCUGGAGCCUUCGUCAAUGAAAUGGAUUACGGUGGAGAUGCACCGCUCCAUAACAUCCUGAAGGUGGUGGCAUACAAGACGGAGCAUGAGCCUGAGAGGAUCGUACAGGCGCUUCUCAAUUACGGGUCCAUUAGGGUUUGGCCUGGAGCUCUGCCCAAGGUGUUAAAAUACUGCUGCUCAUCUCCACGAACAAUAGAAGUGCUCUUAAACGCCUACGACCGACUCAAAAUCACUGACGCCUGGGUUGAAGCAGUUCCUCCUGACGUCUUUCAGAAACACCGUGAAUUCUACGAAUCUCUGUUUGCUCUGACUCAGACGCCUCGAUCUCUCCAACAUCUGGCCCGUCACAGACUACGAACAUUUCUGGAGGGCCGUCUGCACCGGGUCAUCCCCAAACUGGGUUUACCAACCUUCCUCAAAAACUAUAUAAUGCUGGCAUUCAGAGACUAUAUGCACUGAGAGAAAGAGCAGAACAUAUGACACAGAGUGAGUUUUAUACCGUCAAGUCACUGUUUUUCCAAAGAUUUGUUUUGGGAAUGAUUUGUGGAUGAAUUGAUCAAGUGACGAUUUUAUAGGAAAUCAUUAAAUGGAUGAAUUGAUUAAUGCUA